ACAGUACCUGUCACUGUCCCAAAUAUGAGUUUCAUUAAAGUACCAAAACUGACCUUAAGCAAUGGCAGGGAAAUCCCCGUUGUAGGUUUAGGAACAUGGAAAACUAAACCAAACGAAAUACCUUCAACCAUCAAGAAAGCUCUUAAAAUUGGUUAUCGGCACUUUGACUGCGCGCCUGUGUAUAACAAUCUAAAAGAACUUGGAAAGUCAUUGGACCAGGCUAUAGAUAAGAACGUUGUCACUAGAAGAGACCUAUUUAUCACGUGUAAAUUGUGGAACACCUUUCAUAGGCCCGACUCUGUGGAAAUAGCCAUAAAGCAAAGCUUGAGCGAUCUCCGUACGAGCUACAUCGACCUUUAUCUAAUGCAUUGGCCGAUGGCGUACAAAGAGGGCGAAAAGUUCAUUCCUUUAGACAGCAGAGGCAACGUCGAAUUCAGCUCCGUACACUUCGUAGAUACUUGGAAAGCCAUGGAGGUACUCGUACAACGCAACCUUGCCAAGUCUAUCGGUGUAUGCAACUUUAAUAAGAGACAGAUAGAAAAAAUAAUCCAAUCCGCGAAAAUUCCUCCGGUAAUAAAUCAGGUUGAAUGUCACCCAUUUCUGAACCAAGAAAACUUGUGGCACUUCUGCAACUCGCACAACAUCACAAUAACGUGCAACAAUCCGUUGGCAUUGCCCGAACGAUUCGUUCCCGAUCUGGAACAAGCGAACCUACUAGACACGCCCCUACUGUAUAAGAUAGGUCGAAGAUACCGUAAGACUGCCGCACAAGUGGUCUUAAAGUAUCAGCUCCAACGGAGAAACGUCGUCAUUCCCCGGACGACGCACGGGGAUCAGCUACACGAAAACCUGAACCUGUUCGAUUUCGAAAUGGACGAGGACGAGAUGGCCGCGAUGGGAACGCUAAACAAAAAUCUCCGGUACAUACAGUCAAUUAGAAAAAACGAUAGUAAGCAUCCCGAGUACCCAUUUAAAGACCCAUUUUAAAUUAUAAUAUGUAAUCGUGCGG
Molecule: messenger RNA, 1009 nt
Organism: Photinus pyralis (common eastern firefly)
Lineage: Eukaryota; Metazoa; Arthropoda; Insecta; Coleoptera; Lampyridae
Product: aldo-keto reductase family 1 member A1-like
Exons: 5
Coding region: 25-987 (320 amino acids)
Cellular component (GO): cytosol
Molecular function (GO): aldose reductase (NADPH) activity
Source: RefSeq, a predicted model, not a curated record